AUGCCACCUAGGGGCCUCGGAGGCAGACACAGUCUUGGGCAUGGUAUCGACAAAGAAGUCUACCAAAUAAUCCGCAAGCUCGUCGAUGAACAGCAAUCCGAGGGGUCCGAUCUACGACUUAGUGUACCUACAAUUUACGAUCAGAUUAAGAGAUCCAAUUCCAGUUUGAAUCGCAGACCGAAAAAGUUGCUGGAAGACAGUAUUGAGCGGGUUUUGGACGUUGUGAAGGCCGAUGCUGCCGACGAUGACGAAUCUGAAUCGUUGGACGGAGACUUUGAAGGAUUGGUGGAAAAGCAACAGCUUCCGGCCCUGAAUGGCGUGAACAAGAGCAUCGUGGGAAUGUGGAGCAGCCAGUCAAAACCGAUUCCAACGCCAAAAAAGCCGGAUGGCGCCGCUGAAUCCUCUUCAUCAAUGCCUGUGACUGCGAGUAAAAGACGCCAAGCCGGUGGGGAGUCAAUAUCAAAACGACGCAAGGCGGAAAGCUCUAUUGACCGGUCUCCGCCCACUCAUGUGAGUCUCGCAGAUUUGGGCGGUGUGGACGAUGUGAUUCAGGACCUGGAGGACCUGAUAGUGCUGCCGAUGACUAGGCCACAGGUGUAUUCAUCAUCCAAAGUGCAGCCUCCCCGGGGUGUCCUGCUCCAUGGGCCUCCAGGCUGUGGAAAGACAUUGAUUGCCAAUGCAUUUGCAGCGGAAUUGGGUGUCCCAUUUAUUUCUAUAUCUGCUCCAUCGAUUGUAUCCGGAAUGUCCGGCGAGUCAGAGAAGGCCCUUCGGGAGCACUUUGAUGAAGCGAAAAGGGCAGCCCCCUGUCUUGUCUUCAUCGACGAAAUUGACGCCAUUACUCCUAAGCGAGAAAGUGCGCAGCGGGAGAUGGAAAAGAGAAUUGUUGCGCAGCUACUCACUUGUAUGGACGAUUUGGCUUUAGAAAAGACAGAUGGGAAGCCAGUGAUUGUGUUAGCGGCAACAAAUCGUCCAGAUAGCCUUGAUCCGGCUUUGAGGAGAGGCGGCCGCUUUGAUAAGGAGAUUAACCUUAGUGUUCCCAGUGAGCCUGUCAGAGAACAGAUCCUACGCACAUUAACAAGAAAUAUGAACCUUGCCAAUGAUCUGGAUUUCGCGCUGCUUGCCAAAAGAACCCCUGGAUUUGUUGGCGCUGAUUUGAAUGAUCUGGUGUCUACAGCGGGAACGGCUGCUAUCAAAAGGUAUCUGGAACACCUAAAGGCAUUAGGGGAUGAAGAGAUGGACAUCGAAGAGCCUCAUAAUAACAUAAGUCCGAAAAUCUUGGAGCUGCGUCGUCUAAUCAAGCGUGCCCGGGAGACACCUCCGGACACGGAGUCCCAAACCGUGCACGUCUCUAAUGAGGACUUCUUUGCAGCACUCCCCAAAAUCCAGCCUUCCUCAAAGCGUGAAGGUUUUGCUACGAUACCCGAUACCACUUGGGCUGACGUGGGCGCACUUGGCGGCGUGCGAGAGGAACUUGUCACCGCGAUCGUGGACCCUAUCCGAACGCCUGAAAUUUAUGCUCAGGUCGGGAUAUCAGCACCCACUGGAGUUUUGCUCUGGGGUCCUCCCGGCUGCGGUAAGACACUACUGGCAAAAGCCGUCGCGAAUGAAUCUCGUGCCAACUUCAUCAGUGUCAAGGGCCCUGAGCUUCUCAACAAAUAUGUUGGUGAGUCAGAACGGGCUGUUCGCCAAGUUUUUGUUCGUGCCCGGUCGUCUAUCCCGUGCGUUAUAUUUUUUGACGAGCUUGAUGCUCUUGUACCUCGACGCGAUGAUACACUAUCAGAAGCGUCUGCACGUGUGGUAAACACCCUACUCACCGAGCUCGACGGGCUUGGUAGUGCCAGGCAGGGAAUAUAUGUCAUCGCAGCCACCAAUAGGCCUGAUAUCAUCGACCCGGCGAUGUUGCGGCCUGGUCGUCUCGAGACUCUACUUUUCGUUAAUUUACCUAAUGAAACUGAACGAGUCGAUAUCCUUCGCACCUUGGUUCGCAACUUGACCGUUGAGGUCACGCCUGAAAUCGAGACACUUGUACGGUCGUGUGAGGGCUUCAGUGGAGCGGACUUGGGGUCUCUACUUCGUCGUGCGGGUUACGCGGCGAUUAAAAGACGUGAUACGAUUAAGGCGGAGGAUUUUGCCGUUGCAAAGAAAGAGAUCAGGCCAAGUGUUACGGAUAUGAAAAAGUAUGAUAGGCUAAGGAGAGACUGGGGAGGUGGAACUGCUGCGCAAUAG
Uncinocarpus reesii 1704 is the source of this 2226-nucleotide messenger RNA. RefSeq names its product ribosome biogenesis ATPase RIX7. The record is from RefSeq and is a predicted model, not a curated record. Gene Ontology annotation, biological process: ribosome biogenesis. The transcript is spliced from 3 exons. Gene Ontology annotation, molecular function: preribosome binding; ATP binding; RNA binding. Gene Ontology annotation, cellular component: nucleus. Bases 1 to 2226 code for a protein of 741 amino acids. NCBI's taxonomy places the organism in Eukaryota, Fungi, Ascomycota, Eurotiomycetes, Onygenales, Onygenaceae.